AUGGACCGCGGCGACUUCGACUUCCCGCCGGACCCCGCCGCGGAAGGGUUCGACUCGACCGUCGACGCCAUCAACAAUGUCCCCCUCCGUGUGCUCUCCAACACGCCCAUCGAACAGCUGCCGCCCACCAUUCUGCCCGUGGAGCAGCAGAGGCCCAUACGGCAGGUUAUGCGGGGCAGCCGGCAGCUGCGGCGCAUUGCACUGCAGAGAACACAGUCCCACCUAUCCACCCAGUCGCUGCAGGGCACCGACGCAACGCAGCAGGCCGCCAAUGCGGAGGACGCUGAGCCCACACCACCGCUCCAAGGUAUGCUUGCAGGGCACAAGCGGGCCCGCUUCGACUGGACAGAAGAGGAACUCAGAGACUUCUACAAGUUUCUCUCACAGUAUGGCACGGACUUCAACGCCAUCGCUGUCCUCUACCCCGGGCGCUCCCGCAAUGACGUCAAGCGACUGUACCACCGGGAGUUGCGCAAGCGGCGCGACGAUGUGCGGGCGGCGUUGGAGUCGCGGGAGGAAAUAGACCUGAGCACCUUCAAGGCCCGCCUCAAGAAGCGGGAGGAGCUGCAGCAGGGCCCGGCCCGACGCCUCGACCAGGAAGAGGAGGAGGCACUGCGCCAGAUCGAGGCGGGGAUGCUGCAGCUGCUGCCGACACCAGGUGAGGGGGAAACACUCACAAGUGACGCCGCGAACGCCGACUUUGAGUUCGAUUUCAUUGUGGAGGAAAGACCACAGGCUGAAGGCGCACAUGUGGCGAAGGAAGAUGAAGAGCCGAAUGUCAAGGGCGACGACGCCCCCAUUCCGGUGACUCUGGAAGUUGGUGGUGUCAAGAAGGAUGGCGGCGAGGCCCCGGCGGCCGACACGUUGUUGGGAGAUCUCGUCGGGCUCGAUGAGCCAUUUGAAGACGAUUUCUUUGAGUAUUGA
Molecule: messenger RNA, 924 nt
Organism: Trypanosoma grayi
Lineage: Eukaryota; Euglenozoa; Kinetoplastea; Trypanosomatida; Trypanosomatidae
Product: telomere-binding protein 1
Exons: 1
Coding region: 1-924 (307 amino acids)
Biological process (GO): RNA polymerase III preinitiation complex assembly
Cellular component (GO): transcription factor TFIIIB complex
Molecular function (GO): TFIIIC-class transcription factor complex binding
Source: RefSeq, a predicted model, not a curated record